ACCCAAUGUGAUCUUUGGGGUCGUGAUGGAUGGUCCUGAUUUAGCAGCCGGGUUGAUGUUUUUAAAAGAAAUAGGUGUGGUGGUUGUAGACAAAGGAUUUUCUCCCCAUAUGGCGUAACCAGAAUUACAGAGAAGAUUGAUGAGGUGAUGAUGUGCGAAGUGGCUGUGAUUGGGAUAUUUCAAUGAAGAGGAGGAGGAAAAGAGAGAGAGAUUCAACAUGGGGGGUUUCUCAACAAACAAUUUCAAGGGCUUUGUUUUGGCACUGUUAUCAAGUGGGUUCAUAGGCGCAAGCUUCAUCAUCAAGAAGAAAGGCCUUAGAAGAGCAGCUGCUGUUUCUGGGGUUAGAGCUGGAGUUGGUGGGUAUGCUUAUCUAUUGGAGCCUUUAUGGUGGUUGGGCAUGAUCACAAUGAUUGUGGGAGAGGUUGCAAAUUUUGUGGCAUAUGCAUUUGCCCCAGCUGUUCUUGUUACCCCUCUUGGGGCAUUAAGUAUCAUUGUCAGUGCUGUGUUGGCACACUUUAUCUUGAAGGAGAGGUUGCACAAACUAGGGAUUUUGGGCUGUGUUAUGUGCAUUUCUGGUUCUGUCAUAAUUGUUAUCCAUGCACCACAGGAGCGUGCUAUCUCAUCUGUUCAAGAAAUAUGGAAUAUGGCAACACAAACAGCUUUUCUGCUUUAUGUGGGUUCUGUGGUCGUGGUGGUUUUCAUUCUCAUCUUCCAUUUUGCACCACAAUGUGGAAGCACGAAUGUCCUAGUUUUCACCGGCAUUUGUUCAUUGAUGGGGUCUCUCACGGUGAUGAGUGUUAAAGCCCUGGGAACUUCACUGAAGUUGACCUUUGAGGGAAAGAACCAGUUAAUCUUUCCGGAGACUUGGUUUUUCAUGGUGGUGGUGGCUAUUUGUGUCAUCACACAGAUGAAUUAUCUCAACAAGGCUCUUGAUACUUUCAACACUGCAGUUGUAUCCCCCAUAUAUUAUGUCAUGUUCACAUCGCUUACAAUCCUUGCUAGUGUGAUAAUGUUCAAGGAUUGGGAUGGUCAAAGUGGAGGAAGCAUCAUAUCAGAAAUAUGCGGCUUUAUUGUUGUGCUCUCUGGAACCAUCUUAUUGAAUGUGACCAAAGACUAUGAGGAUUCAUCCUUUAGAGGUAUCUAUCAUCCACCUCUAUCUUCUUCAUUGUCAGCACGACUCUGCAGUGGAAACGGGGAAUUGCUAAAGCAUGAUGAGGAAAAUUUAGUAUCUCCUGAUGAAAUUUGCUUAAGAAGACAAGAACUUUACUAGUAGAGGGCAAAAACUCCAGAAAAAAGCCCACCCACUUCCUUUAAACCCAGAGCAGGGCGAAAUCCAAGUGAAAGUUCUAAGAACUCUGACAUGAGAUGAUAACAAUCUCAAUGUUGUUAAUGCCAGAAUCAUGGGAAGCUAUCAAGACUCGUUCGGUUGGUUAUUUUGUGGCUCCUGCAAGUUGGCGGGAUUUCAUCAUUUACAAUUCCCAUGUGCAGUGUCUUGGUUGGCAAUUGAUGCUUACAUUGCAGGGUGCAUAUGUACAGUGUUUAUGGCCAUAGAGAAGUUGGUGACUGGGAAGUAGAAUCGGUUCCUCAGUGACCUAGAGACCUAGAUUUCAGCGAGGAAAGCCGAGCAGUGUCUGUACCAUUAAAAUUUGGUGUUGUAAUUUCUUGUGUUCAAUUCUUUCUGGGUGUAUUUCCUUGCAACAAACACAUGAUGCAGAAUAUUUGGUGGUAGCUCAAUAAACAUCAUGAUGUUCAUCUGCCA
This is a messenger RNA of Vitis riparia (riverbank grape), 1759 nucleotides long. Its product is annotated as probable magnesium transporter NIPA6. Gene Ontology annotation, molecular function: magnesium ion transmembrane transporter activity. Gene Ontology annotation, cellular component: membrane. Bases 218 to 1270 code for a protein of 350 amino acids. NCBI's taxonomy places the organism in Eukaryota, Viridiplantae, Streptophyta, Magnoliopsida, Vitales, Vitaceae. The record is from RefSeq and is a predicted model, not a curated record. Gene Ontology annotation, biological process: magnesium ion transport. The transcript has 9 exons.